Messenger RNA from Sinocyclocheilus grahami, 639 nucleotides. RefSeq names its product anaphase-promoting complex subunit 16. Gene Ontology annotation, biological process: protein ubiquitination. The transcript has 3 exons. Gene Ontology annotation, cellular component: kinetochore; anaphase-promoting complex; cytosol. The coding region runs from base 5 to 331 and encodes 108 amino acids. The record is from RefSeq and is a predicted model, not a curated record. NCBI's taxonomy places the organism in Eukaryota, Metazoa, Chordata, Actinopteri, Cypriniformes, Cyprinidae.
GUGAAUGGCAGCAUCCUCGUCCCCGUCCUCGGCUGGAGGAGUCAGCGGCAGCUCGGUGACCCGAUCCGGCUUCAGUGCUUCUGAGCUCAUCCCGCCGAGGAAAGUGCUCUACACUUACCCCAAAGGAGCCGGAGAGAUGAUGGAGGAUGGAUCUGAUAGAUUUUUAUGCGGGUCUGUGUUCAGCUAUCAAGUUGCAUCCACACUGAAGCAGGUUAAACACGAUCAGCAGGUGUCACGGAUGGAGCAUCUGGCUGGACUGGUGGAGCAGUUGGAGGCAGACGAGUGGAAAUAUAAACCCAUUGAGCAGCUCCUGGGAUUCACGACCUCGUGACUGCAUUCAGAACAGACGGAUCAGUUUCUCCACUUGUAAACAUAUUCAUUGGUUUUUCCCCGUCUUGAAUGAGCUGAAGUUCUUAUGAAUGUACUGUAGGUGUAUGUUGUUUUGCACUGGUUUAUAAUCGUCAGCAUUGAGUGUUUGUGAUCAUGUGUGUAAAUAUGCGUUGUGUUUUUGUAUACAGCCUUAGGAAUACUUUAAAAUAAGAACCCAUGUUUUCACAGUGUGGAUUUUUACAUGUAUGAACUCUGAACACAUGUACAAUAAAAGCCUUUUAAAGCACAAUUCACAAUGUUGCAUGAAUU